Molecule: messenger RNA, 1616 nt
Organism: Copidosoma floridanum
Lineage: Eukaryota; Metazoa; Arthropoda; Insecta; Hymenoptera; Encyrtidae
Gene: dcma
Product: syntaxin-like domain-containing protein decima
Cellular component (GO): membrane
Source: RefSeq, a predicted model, not a curated record
CGGAGAUAUGCGCCAGCAAGAAGAGCAGGGUAAGAAUCAGUCGGAGCUUGCACAGCCAGUUGAGCUGGAGGUGCGCCAGGAGGAGCCCGUGGGGUCGAGAGGCCGGUGGAGUUGCGGGGAUACGGUGGCCGCCCAAUGCGGGGGAGGUGCGUCCGAGCCGAGUCCCGAGAGUAGUCCCCCGGCGAGGAAGUGAGGUAGGCACCCGAGCUGGAGGAGGAGGAGGAGCGCCCAACAACCGCGGGAGGAGGACGAUGGGGAGGACGAGGACUCGGCGAGCCAUAGCUCCGGUAUUAGAAGAUGCAGCCAACGACAGCAGUUGCAGCAACUUUUACACCAUUACCACCACAACCACAACCACCUCCGCCGACGGCGAACGAUGACGGACUCCGCCUCGGGCCGGGUGUGCUUAGACGAGUCGACGAUCGCCGCGCACAUCCACGAGAUAAACAGCCAGAUCGCCCAGUUCCGCGACCUGCUGAUCAGCAUUGGCCAGGCGCGCGACUGCCCGGAACUGCGCGAGAAGAUCCGGAAGCUGCGCCGCAACUGCGUCGAGGCCUGCAAGAACACCUCGCAGAUGGUCCUCCCGCAGAUGCGCAGUGCCAUGGAGUCGGGCAUACCUAUCGAUAGUCCAAACCUCGUGCUGCUCUUCUUCGUUGCCCAGCUGUUCCUGCGGGAGCUCUACAAGAGCAAAAACCUCGUGCGCGUCGUACCUAUGGACAUGACUGAAUACUUUGAGAGCAAAUCGGGCCCCUCGAACAUCAGCAACGUCAUCACCAAGAUCCUGCUCUGCAAGCAAAUAACAGUCGACUUUAACGAGGAAGAGCUGUGCAGCAUUCAAAAGGACUCCGAGGAAAUCGGCGCCCUCAUAGCCGAGCUCCAAGAGUUCAUGCCCCAGUCGGAAGCCGACACAGAGCGGCCAGUGGCGCUGCAAGAGGCAGCGAAUCGGCUUAACCGCAACAAUGGGACGCGAAAAAAUCUGCGCUGGGAGAACCGGCCGAGCCGACACCCCUCGUAUUUGCGAGGUACCCUCAAGUUUUUCUGCUGUGCCGGACAACCGAAUUACCUUUGAUCUACCUAUCGCCUUGUGGUAAGCGCAACUCCGAAACCUUUGAGAGCAAUCAAAACGAAAAAACCAAAAUACCGAAUACAAAAUCACAUAUAUAUAUAUAUAUAUAUAUAUAUACUUUGUGCACGUGAGUGCGCGACAACCCUAUAUUUUUCUCGACAAUUUAUCAGUCUUUCAAAUUCUAGAGCAGCAAAAAAAAAGCGCACAACACCGGGUCUUUCUUGACUAUGGUGAUCGCGAGUAUAAUCAAACUAAAUACAUAAAUAAACGAAUAAACAAUGCAGUUCACAAGACAAUCGGUUAAAUGUUUAGCAAAAGUAGUACGACGAAUACUUGACGAAAAAACGUUUAAACAUACGUUAUACUCUCAUUGAUAAACAAAACAGUCGAUGCUCGCGAAGCGACGGCCAAUCAAAAAUUCAGUCAAUUCUUAAUCAACGGAUGUACUUUAUCCUUGUAGAUUAACAAAAAUAGUUCAAGUUGAAGUACAUAAUAUUAUUAAACUAAGAUUAUUAUAUACAAGAAACUAUAGAUAGUAGCGAAAAAUAAC